Molecule: messenger RNA, 356 nt
Organism: Bursaphelenchus xylophilus (pine wood nematode)
Lineage: Eukaryota; Metazoa; Nematoda; Chromadorea; Rhabditida; Aphelenchoididae
Source: the annotation of a GenBank genome assembly
AUGAAACUGUUGGUGCUCUUCCUUCUCCUCAGCGCUGUGCUGGUCGCAGCUCGUCACCAUCACGGGCAUGGCGGGGAUUCCCACAAGUUGGCGGCUCAUCGUCAUCAUGGCAGCGACCCCUUUGAUGAGAAGGAACUCAUCGAGGCGUUGAGCCAUCGUCGUGGCAGACACCAUGGCUCCAAACACCACGCUCGUCGCAGCCAUCAUGGCCGUCAUGGUAAGUUAUGGGGAGUUCUUGGAAAUCGGACCGAACGGCAAGAAAUUUUUGAUUAAUUUUUCCGAAUUUUUAUGAAUUGUUUUUAGGCAAGCACCAUGCCCGCCGCCAUCACCGCCGUCACAGUAUCGACAGAUUCUAA